Molecule: messenger RNA, 522 nt
Organism: Eruca vesicaria subsp. sativa (arugula)
Lineage: Eukaryota; Viridiplantae; Streptophyta; Magnoliopsida; Brassicales; Brassicaceae
Source: the annotation of a GenBank genome assembly
AGCAAUACUACAAAGUGUGUUUUGAGUGAAAGAUAAUGAAGUCUGUUUCCAUAUUAGCUCUCUUGGUUCUCUUUCUAGUGGUCUCUGAAACACCGAAGAUAAAAGCCAACAACAAUGCAUGUUUCGAGGAAUACAAUCCUACCGGAGAUGAAACGCCGGAUUUUCUUCUUUGUAGGGUUCCGGUCUAUCCGUCCCUAUGUUACAAGAAGUGCCAAGAAACUCGAGAGGGAGCAAAAGGAGGGAAAUGCAAAUUCGAUAUAAACCCUGCAGAUAGUAAAUGCUUUUGCAACUAUUGCUCUGAUGAUUCCAUUCCACUCUACUUAACCAAAUCAAUCGUUAUGUAGUAGUCAACAAACUGCAGUUGCUAAGCCUGCUACAUGUGCAACCACGUGCAGACUGAUCUUUCAAACUUUUAUGUCUCUCUGUUUAAAUAUGUAUGUUGAUGUUGCCAUUUGACAGAUUUAUAAAUUAAAGGAACAUAUAAAAUAUGGGAUUUGAAAUUUCAUGUGUUAUACAAGUUUU